AGCCGCAAGUUCGGCUCAACCCUUUCGGCACGCCCCCAAGUGCCGGAAAAGACUUCCAUGGCAGGGAGAACCGUAUCCUGACUCCGAGAACGAACUCUCAGCAGCGUCACUGGACUGUAGAGGUCCGAUGCGUGCUGCGCAGGUGGUGCUGCAGGCGCUGCUACUGGCGCUUGUGGCUGCCGAAGAGGACAGCAUUUGCGAGACUGGAAUGGUGCUGCUGCAGCUGACGCAGAACAGGCUCCUCAAGCCGGCAGCCAGGCUGGUGCAGACAGCUACCGGCACUUUGUCCCAGCCUCCGCCCGAGGUGGUGCAUCAUCAUCGGGUGGAGCACGUGGAGUUGUUGUCCCAGACUCCUUUUUGGUGGAUGAUGGCGGUGGUCAUCGUGCUAGUCUCUAUCGCGAUCAUUAGGACCGACAUGGAGGAGAACCGGGCCGAGAGAGAGAGCAAGGCAGAGGGGAAGCUCGGGGAGUCGUCGACGAAGUCCUCGGAGAGUACCGCGGAUAUAUCUCCAGCACCGGAAACGAACCCAACGAGAGAGGUGCAGGAGGUUGACGGGAGAAAGCGCAAGGAGAUGGAGAUGUUCUACUCCUCAAACUCCUUGAGGAGGUUGAGCUUUUGCUUCCUGGCCCUGAACGCCAGCAUGAUCCUCUGGGGCAUCACACAGGAGUUCAUCAUGACGAAUGUGUACACGGGGCGCAAGGGUCAGCCCAUGCAGAUUCCCAGCCCGCUCUUCCUGGUCUUGUGCAACCGUGUCACGGCGGCCGCCUUCAGCGCCAUGCUGCUUUGGGUGCGCGGUAAGCCCCUCUUCUUCACUGGCUGCAUCGACAGUCUGGGCCCCGCGGUGAGUAACACCGUGGCAUCCUGGUCUCAGUAUGGCAGCCUGGCCUUCAUCUCCUUUGGCCUUCAGACCACUGCGAAGAGCACCAAGAUCCUACCAGUGGUGAUCAUCAGCUCCUUGCGGGGGAACUGGCACUCGCUGACGGACUAUGCGGAGUGCCUGGUGCUGACCUUCUCCUGCUUUGUCUUCGGGCACGAGUCGGAGGCGGAUACUGAUAUGGCCACCACCAACACAGGGGUCAUUCUGCUGGGCAUCUACAUCUUGUGCGACUCUUUGACGCCACACUUGCAGGAUAUCCUCUUCAAGAAGCACCCGGACAUCGACGUAGUGCAGGCGACCUUGUCUAUGGCCUGCUUUGCCUGUGGCUUGAUGGUGAUCGAGAUGACGAUCACUGGACAGCUGUUCCAGAGCAUUGGCUUCGUCUUUGAGUGUCCGGAGGCGAUCCUGCACAUGCUUGUGCUCUCGCUGGCCUCGACAGUGACGCAGUACAUGAUUUCCUUCACCAUCAAGCAUUUCGGGCCGGUGGUCUACACGCUCAUCGCCUCCACUCGGCAGGUGCUGUCGGUCAUCGUGUCUGCCAUUCUCUUCACCCACCACAUCUCGGGCUUGUCCUUCGUCGCCAUGUUCAUCAUCUUCGGCACCCUUUCGGUGCGAGCGCUGCGGCCCCUGGCCAAAGACCACCGAGAGCUCACCUCGGUGCAGCCCGAGGUCUUCCAGCACAUUCCCUUGCUGCAGUUCUCUGAGAAGCUCUACCGCUUCUCGCCCCUCUUUGUGUGCACGAUUGCGAUCCACAUUGUGUACCUUGUGUACACGAUCAUGCAGGAGUUCCUCUCCUCCCACACUUUCGAAGCGGAUCUCUUCAACUUCCCGCUGACCCUGGUCGCUCUCUCCCACUCGGCCGGUGCCCUGCUGUCCCUCUUCGCUCUGAGAAUGGGCGGGCACAGCUGGAGAACGCCAGGUCUGUGGAAGGCGCUGCUGCCGGGCUCCUCGGACCUGGUGGCCACCUCCCUGCAGCACGCGGCCAUCUACAAGAUGUUUUUCCCGGCGCAGUCUUUGAUGAAGACGCUGAAAGUGCUGCCGGUGAUGAUGGUCGGGAGCGUCUUGCGGAACCGUAUCUACAGCGGCCUGGAUUACGCAGAGGGGCUUCUACUCACCUGUUUGGUGGCCUUCUUUGUCUGGGACUUCCAGAUCAACGGCCUUCACGGCGAUCUCCAGAGAGAAACCUCCAUCGUGGGCAUCGGGAUGAUGCUGGGCUACUUGGUGGUGGACUCCUUCACCAGCAACUUCCAGGACCACAUCUACCAGACUGAAUCCCACCUGGAGCCCGGGCACAUGCUGCUGGGCAUGGAAGUCUUCUCGGCCGCGCUCGCCUGGAUCAUGACCCUGAUUUCUGGCGAGCUGCCGCAUGCGGCAACGUUCGUGCACGACCAUCCCGAGAUCUUGCUCUUCCUUGGGAUCUUUGCCAUGACGGCGGCUGUGGGGGCGCUGGCCUGUGUGCUCACUGUGCGCUUGUUCGGGCCCGCGGUGUUCACGCUGAUCAUGACCUCCCGGGCCAUCUUGAGCCUUCUCUUCUCCGUGAUCCUGUUCCAGCACAACGUGGCAUGGGAAGAGUGCCUCUGCCUGGUGGUGGUCUGUAUGGUCACCUUGCUGUCCUCCACGCGCCGCGUGGCCGCUCAGCUGCGGCAACUGGAGCAGAGCUAGCUGGAAAAGCGAAGCGGCC
Messenger RNA from Effrenium voratum, 2558 nucleotides. The record is from the annotation of a GenBank genome assembly. Lineage: Eukaryota; Dinophyceae; Suessiales; Symbiodiniaceae.